Molecule: messenger RNA, 1822 nt
Organism: Hibiscus syriacus
Lineage: Eukaryota; Viridiplantae; Streptophyta; Magnoliopsida; Malvales; Malvaceae
Product: rho GTPase-activating protein 2-like
Exons: 4
Coding region: 135-1475 (446 amino acids)
Biological process (GO): signal transduction
Molecular function (GO): GTPase activator activity
Source: RefSeq, a predicted model, not a curated record
UAAAAGGAAACAAACAGAGAACUUGAAAAACCCAACUCUCUCCUACUUUGAAUGCAACACAACAAAGAACUCGUUACCAAAUUUAAAACCUCGUGAUUCUUUUACAGAGUCAAAAUCCAAACUCAGUGGAGAUAAUGACUGCUCCAGUAAUGGUGACCAAAGGAGGUGGCUGUGGCGGUGGUAGAAAGCGAGGAGCUAGAGGAGGAGUCAAGAGCUGCGAGGAAGAAGAGCAGCAGAGCCAGAUUUCCGUGUCGGCGUUGCUUCUAGCAGCUUUGAGGAAAUCCAUGGUGUCGUGUCGUGUCGAUAGCGAAGACGAUGCGGUGUCCUCCUCCAUUCAUCAAAUGGAAAUUGGGUGGCCAACCGACGUACGACACGUAAGCCAUGUGACCUUUGAUCGGUUCAAUGGGUUCCUGGGCCUUCCCGUUGAAUUCCAAGUCGAGGUACCCGGUCGUGUUCCAAGUGCAAGUGCGAAUGUAUUUGGGGUCUCCGCGGAAUCAAUGCAAUGCUCAUUGGAUCCAAAAGGAAACAGCGUCCCCACUAUACUGUUGUUGAUGCAGGAGCGGCUUUAUUCACAAGGAGGCCUUAAGGCAGAAGGGAUUUUCAGGAUAAAUCCUGAGAAUAGCCAAGAGGAGCUUGUAAGAGAUCAGCUGAACCGGGGUAUCGUGCCGGAUAACAUCGAUGUCCAUUGCCUUGCAGGCCUUAUAAAAGCCUGGUUUAGGGAGCUUCCUUCGGGGGUGUUGGAUGGACUUUCCCCAGAACAGGUUCUCGGUUGUGAUGACGAAGACAAAUAUGUCGAACUCGUGAAGCAACUAGAGCCUAUGGAAGCCGGACUGCUCAAUUGGGCAGUUGAUCUUAUGGCGGAUGUCGUUGAGGAAGAGGAAUCAAACAAGAUGAAUGCAAGGAAUAUCGCUAUGGUUUUUGCCCCGAAUAUGACUCAGAUGUCCGAUCCGUUGACGGCUCUGAUGCAUGCUGUUCAAGUUAUGAACUUACUCCAGACCUUGAUCUUGAAAACAUUACGGGAGCGUGAAGAGACUGCAAGUCCAUCGUAUCCAUGUGAUGGCCCUACAGAUGAGGAGUAUGCUUGUCAUAGUCUGCAAGAGACGGAUUUGAGCUGCGAAGGAACUAUGUCAGAUUACAAUUAUUCCGUUUACUCUAGCAGAGACGACAAUGAAUACGAAGACGUAGAUGAAGUCGAGCCAUUAGGUGAAAUAGCAGAGUGCUUCUUGAGGCAACUGGAUGAUGAGAAGAACAAGGAUGUUACAUAUAGUAUUUUGGAAGAACAAGUUGAUGAAUUACAUGCAAGUACUCCUCCGGGAAGUUGGUCGGGCUGCAAUGUCAAGUCCAGCAUAUCGUUUACGGAUAGCAAGAACGAUAAUUCGGGCUCGAGUAUAAGCGAUGGAGAGGACAUUGAUGAUAUGGAGAUAACAAACAAGGUAGUGGAGUCACACGACACUCCAAUGAGUAUCAGAAGCUGACACGGCAUUGCUUAGAACAAUGCUGGCGUCUCUUCCAUUGCGGUUGCUUCGAUAAAGUUGGGCUUUGGUUGAAACUCAGAUAGAGCAGUAUCGGAUUGUUUGUUUGAAUCACUGGUUCAGCAAGGGCUGCACUUGUGUGUCUGUUACUUUUGGCACGUGUUCCCGAAAUUCUAACAUCGAUUUGAUUAAAGAUCGGAGAAAAAUCGGGCCGAUGUUGGCGUCAAGUGUGUUAGAUACAUGUAGGCAGAUGUGCAAAAUUAGGGGGUUAGAUUCAGCUUUAUAGUGAAGCUGUAGCUGUAACUUUUAGGUGUGGUUGAUUUGCAGUGGUAAGUCAUCUAGACUUAGUU